Messenger RNA from Mesorhabditis spiculigera, 390 nucleotides. The record is from the annotation of a GenBank genome assembly. Lineage: Eukaryota; Metazoa; Nematoda; Chromadorea; Rhabditida; Rhabditidae.
AUGCCGCAACGAUUGACGCGAAAAGAGGUGGAGGAGCACAACAGCAACCGCACCUGCUGGUUUAUCAUUGGCAACAAGGUGUAUGAUGUUACGAAGUUUUUGGACGAGCAUCCGGGAGGCUGCGAGGUUCUCCUCGAGCAAGCCGGCCAAGACGCAACUGAAGUUUUCGAAGAUGUCGGCCAUUCAACGGAUGCCCGGCAAAUGAAGGAGGAAUAUCUUAUUGGAGAGCUUGUUGAGGAGGAUAUUCGACAAUAUUCAUACGAUAAGAAGGCGUCCACCAGUGCAGCUAAUGUCCAGAAAAAAGACGCCCAACCGGUCCAAGACAAACUGAUUAUGGGUGGACUGCUCGCCGUCAUCGUCGCGUUAAUCUACUAUCUAUUCACGGCUCAU